GUGCCAGGCCCAGCAGACUGGAAAGAUAAAUUUGACGACUGUGGUCAUUCACACCAAUCCCCAAUUGACAUCGUUAAAAGUGAGACCGUGAAGGAGAGUUACAGUCCUCUGAAAAUCACUUUCGACAACGCAAGGGGGCUGGUGACUGGAAAGCUUGAAAAUACUGGACAUUCACCAAAACUUACAAUUGCUGAUUCCAAUGGAGCUUCACUAACUGGGGGUCCCCUAGGAGAUAAAACUUUCGAAUUGCUCCAGUUUCAUGUUCAUUUUGGCUGUGCAAAUGAUCGCGGAUCUGAGCACACCCUUGAUGGAAAAAGAUUUUCUGGUCAGGUAAGUAUAUAACAAAAACCACUUGAAACCUUUCUUUGUACACCUCUAGUGGCGGUAAAAUCUCAGUUUUCUUGUAGCUAUGCCCUGGACGAUCUGUGAGGGGCACAAAUCCGCUGGUCAAAACAAUCGCCCAGGACACGAUAGCCUACCUUUCCAACAUUAAGAGCUGAGCGAAGUCAUUAGCUCCACUUUUCUACUGCAAUUAUACUGAAAAUCAAUAACGAAGUUCGAAGACAGGCAUUUCCUUAGGAUUCAGUCUCUCAAUUGGGCGUUCCAUCUAGCUAAUUGUUAAAAAAUGAUGAUUAAAAGCGUAUUUUUCUCAUAAUUUCUUCCGGCUACCAUAAACUCCCAUAAAUUUUGGAUAGGUGUGCCGCCCAAGGUCUUAAACCCUUACCUUACUUAAGGAUACGACAAACAAACGUUUAUACGCUAUUGAAGGCUCAAACCCAAAAAUGGUAAUGAAUGGGUAGUGAAUGCAAGAGAAAACAAAACCAAAGAAUUUGAAAACAACACACGUAACCUAUAGAUAUUAAAUCGUUUUCAUAAUACUCAAAGGGAUCGUCCAGUUUUAACGGAGAAGAUUUCUUAUAUUUCUCGUGCUGGGCAGUUACGCACUUGAAUUUUAACUGACACAAUUUAGGUACACUACCUAAGGUUCACUCGAGGAACACAAUACCAAAGACGGCCAAAAAUGAUACCCUUUUUAAGAUUCGAGAAUCCCAAAAACCAUACCCUGUCGGGCGGCACAAACUUAUCUAGACGCGAUGCAAAAACCAGUUGUCUUGUGAUUUAGACCUCAGAAAGGCUUUAUCUUGCCUGGCGCCGAACUCGUGCUUUUGCUUCCACUUCUGAUUGGCCAGUUAGCAUGUCUACAUCUGCAAUGUGAUCGGCCAGAUGAGCUACGGUAGUUUUUGUUUGCAAGAUAUUAUCUUCGCAAUGGGUGACAUGCUGGGAUGCGAAAGUAUGAGUGGAGCACGACCUUCCAGAGGUCAGUUCAAUAUAGUUUGAAUGGAAUUCCUCGUAGUCUCUACACACACGUGAUAUACGCGUGCCCUUACUGGAGUAAAAUCAUCGUAAACUACGAUAACGGUGAGCUUUUGCUCUUUUCCCCAGCUUCAUAUGGUAUUUGAUGGUCCUGGAGAAGAGCUUGCAGUCGUAGCUCUUUGGAUUAAGGUACAACCCACUUCUCUGGCUACCUUUCCUUAAUUCCUAGUAAUAACAAGUAAGUGUGAACAAAUCUAACGCAGUUUCGCCUUCAUUUAGUCGAAUAACUCAGCGUCAAAAGAAAAAUUGAUUCAAGAAACCAAAUUUUUUUAGAAGAAAAUGUGGUUUAUAUGACACUACAGAAAAAAUGAAGCCCAAUACUUCAUGGUUAAAAAUUAAAAUUGCGGUUUUUCAAUUUAUGCAAAAAUACCUUUAUUGUGUCCUUAUAAAUAAAAAAAAAUGUAGUGGGUACAGAAACUUUCUAGCUCCAGGUCUUUUCACCGAAUAUGCCUUCCGCUAAAAAUUGAUCUCAGGAAAAAGGGAUAGUUAAUUGUUUAAAAAGACAAUAAUUGGCACUAACGAAAAAUAUUUUAGCAUCCUUGGAUGCAUCUAGGAAAAGUGUAGAAGUAGAAGGGCGAUAAACAAAAUGUUGCAAAUCACAGGAAGUUCGAUCUAUUGAAUUAUUUACAGGCACCCUCCAAAGGAAACAAAAUUUUUGGAAAGUUAGCAAACCUGAUGAAAUACAUCCUCGACGUUGGUAGGUAUAUUAGAAUACUUAUAAAAAAUUCAAACACGAAGAACAUGUGAGCAAAUCCUCAUGAGUCCCCUUCUCGCGUUUAUUCUCCGUUUAUUCACGGUGGGGCCAAACCACCCUAAAAUGGCUUAUCAAAACGUGACAAUUUCGAAUAAUUUAAAAUAACUUUGCUUGCUUUCACUCUUUCCCAACCAAACUUGGCCUGAAAAUACGAAACAUCAGGCAAAUCAAAAUUGCUCAUAGGAUGACACCAAAUGUAAAAUUAUUACGUCAUAUUUGCUGACGUCAUUCAUACGUAAAUUUUAAACUUUUGAAUCUCCCAAAUUUUUAUAUCGUUUUUGAAAGAACUAUUCAAGGGAAGUUGAAAGCUGAAAAUUUUUUCAGCAUGUCAAAUAUGAGCUGAGAUAUGACAUUUUGAAUUUGGAUAAAUUCGGGGCACAAAAACGGGGUACCCCCCUUUUAAAAUAAGUCUUAAUUUCAGAGUUUUAUUGUCGUGUCACCCUUGCUGUUUAAGUUACCCAUAUCACAUCUUUACUGUCGAAAGCUAAAGGAAAAAGAAAAAUUUGAAAAAAGAAAUUCCUAACUUCGCAAAAACCCGGAAAACAGUUUUGUGACGUCAUAAAAUGUCACGUGAUCAACUUUUUGGUUUGCGUAAAUUAGUGUUUUGGAGUCAAAAAACAAAAAUCUAAAAUGGUACGAUUUUGGCCAACUAUAAAAGGUAUGUGUCACCGGAAAUCAGCUUAUUUUGCCAAAAACUGUGAGAAAAUAUCAGAGGGAUCAUAAAAGCAUGGUUCCGGGGGGUGAAAUCAAAUUUCUUUGAAGUCUUAUAACUCGGGUACGUGUACGUGUCGUAGCCAGAAACGGUUUUCACUGUUUUACUCCUCUUCUAAAGCCCUUUCAAAUGAUAUAAGUUUGACUUUGAAAUUAUAAACUGCAUUUAACCCAUUUUGGUGACGUCAGCCUUUGUGACGUCACAAUUUAACAUUUUGCGUCAAAGAAAAACUGAAUAUCAUUUGGUCAGCAAUCGUAGUCUAUCUGGAAAGUUUGGUCGAGAAAUAAAAAGAAAUGUAAAAAAUAAGUAAAUUUAGCCUUAAUAAGCCCUUUGGGGGAUGGUUUGGCCCCGCCGUGAUUGGCAAUCAGCAACGCCCGCGCGCCCCCUUCUUCCUACACUUGCAAAGUUUAUCAGCAAUCAUUUCAUCCUUUAAGCUUCAAUAUCCACGUAAAAAUUCUCCAGACCGAUCUUCAUGCAUUUCUUUAAAGAAUAGGUCGAGAGAUUUGAUAAAAGAUCAACGCACUCUCUGUUUAGCAAUCAUUUUCACUGAACCCCAAGAAUUCGAUUUACACCAAAUUUACUCCGUGCAAAUAGGGUGCAAAAAAGUGCAAACUACAGUCAAAUCAAGGGCAAAAAUGGUAAAUACGGCAUUUGCCCUUGAAUUUACAAGCUAUGUAAACUGGGGUGCAAAUGCGGUAUUUACCAGAUCUUUGCCUUUGACUUACUCCUAGUUUGCACUUUUUUGCGCUUUAUUUUUAUUUGUCGCGAGGAAAUACAUGGAUGUGUAAAUCGAAUUUUUCGUUCAGUGAUUCUCAUGAUCUUUCUUGUUGUUUGUGCGUUGAUAUUACUAGUAGAAAGAUGAUGUUGGUUAAUCUUGGGAUUUAAAGGGUUUAAUGCUGAUGUCACAGCUCAGUAACGGAGAAUGUCGUUGCCUCCGUUACUUACACGAUAUAAUUUUAAUUUUAAGCACAAUUUUCAUUAUUGUUAUCUUACCACGUUAAAGAAUGGCCAAAAAAUGACAAUGAAAAUAGUUUUUAAGUACAGAAAGUGAAAUAACAAAUGAAAAUUAUUGAGCUACUUUUUGGGUUACUUUGAAGAGCUCAAAUUUGCCAAAAGAACUUUUAAGCAAAACUUGAGAACACGUCAGAUCUCUGCCUCGUUCCCAGGCGACUCAAGUGUUUACCAUGGGAACGUUAAGUGUUGGCUCAAAAGACCCCUGGGGAGGGUGGGCAUUUUCCUCUCCGCCUUUCCCAUGAUUCCUUGCGCGAAACCAAAAUCACUCCUGUUGAUGUCGGUCAUGUAUCCGCAAGAGCGCUCCUGGGUCAGAUCUUUCACUGGAUGAAAGAUGCUCGGCUCAGCUGUUUGAACGCUUAAGGAAACAAUUCAACGUCACCUUAUUUUACAGAUAAUACUCAUACUGUGGACAAGAAGGAUGGAAUUUAUCUUAUGGAUCUGAUUCCCCAACAUUGUCCAAACGGUAAUGGCAAUGGUAAUGGCAAUGGUGGUAAUGGUAAUGGUAAUGGUAAUGGUAAUGGCAAUGGCAAUGGUAAUGGCAAUGGUAACGGCAAUGGUAAUGGUAAUGGUAAUGGAAAUGGUAAUGGUAAUGGCAAUGGAAAUGGUGGUAACGGUAAUGGUAAUGGCAAUGGUGGUAAUGGCAAUGGCAAUAAUAAUAACAAAAAGGACUCCAAAAGUUUGACUUUAGAAUGUUACUACAGUUACGAGGGUUCCCUCACUACGCCUCCUUGCCUUGAAACAGUACACUGGAUAGUUGUGAAAGAUUAUCUCCUGGCCUCUACCAGGCAGGUAUGUAAUGCUCAUGCACUAACUUAAAUAACUGACAUGGUCUAAAGAGAGCUUUUAGUUUACAAUUAAGAGUGGACACUCUACAGGUAAACUAAGAUACGAGACUACAUCUGGUUAAGACCGUCGAUGUCAGAAUAGCAUGACCGGUCUUCGUUUUAUUAAAUGGGAAGAGAUCUGCCGGACUUACGUUGGAAACGGGAUGGGGUUGCAAUUGUGUCGUCGUAGCGCGUUUUACCGGUAUCAGAAGGAGGUUGGGACGAGAGAGCCAUUCGCGAUCGGAUGUGGUCAUUUCGAGAGUCAGGACAUCGUUAAGGGCAGAGUUCAAUGAGGUACCCUGCGCCACAGACGAAACUAAACUCUGUUUAAGUCUGUCUGCGAAACAGCGCGGAAAUCCUUGUUCUGGGCCCCCACCUGUGUACCAGGAUUUGAGUACGUGCCAUGAUUGGCCUCUUGAAAAAGCCAUUGUCAGUUUUCCGAUCAGCAUGAAAGGAAAUUCGAAACGUAUUUCCAGUAAUUCGUUGAGUCCGUUGGGGCCCCAGAACAAGGAAAUCGGCCCUUCUUUGCAGACGUUACUAACCGAGGUUAAAUUAGGUCUCCUAAGCAGGCUGCCACAGGGGCAAUUCCCAGACGAUGACCCGGACUGUCCACGGUCCCCUAUUUUUCGGUGAGAUCGUUGAGAUCGAGCACUUUGCUUUAUAGGCAGUCAUCUUGGUUUCUAAUAUUUGGCGUCUAGCCUGGGAAUGAGUAUCAAAUCUAUAUAAACCCCGACGCCCGCAGUGAAAUCAAGAUGGCUUGUAGUUGCGGUACUUGCUGACCAUGCUAUAAAUCUGACGAUCUUACGAAAAAAUAGGGGACUUUGAACAGUCCACUGUAAUCUCAAUGGCGUAAACAGGAAGGGCUGAGUUUUACCCCAGCUGGAUGGUAGUUGAUUAAGUCUGACUUAGACAGCAUUUAAAAGGGAGAGUACGCGAUAGGAUUGGGCUAUCGCAUUUAAUAACCGCACUUCCUGGUAGAGGACCCAUGUGCCGGUUCGUAGGCUAGGCAGUGGCUAGGAUUCUCUUAAAAUUUCAAGAAGGUGUUGCAGUGAAUCAAUCUUAAUGAAAGUUUCAGAUAUUGUUAUAUACAUCAUGAAGAUUAUGUAAUGAGGUUUAAAAGGUGAUUGAAAAACAUUGGUAUGGUCUCUCAAAAACUCUAUCGCAAUACCUUAAAUCAGAUGAUGGGUUGUAAGUUUCCUUACUUGACAUAUUUUUUGUGUGUUUCAGCUUAACAAGUUCAGGAAACUUAAGGGUGAACAUGGCAGAAAUCCUCCUCUGAUGUGCGACAACUACAGACCAGUCCAACCACUAAAUGACCGCACUGUUUACUCCGUCAUAAAUAACGAUUAG
This is a messenger RNA of Porites evermanni, 6028 nucleotides long. The record is from the annotation of a GenBank genome assembly. Lineage: Eukaryota; Metazoa; Cnidaria; Anthozoa; Scleractinia; Poritidae.